AUGUUGAGAACACUAGUACCCCGGGGCUCUUUGGUUCAAAAUCCGGCCAUGAAAUUGGCAUCUUUGGCCGCUCCAACGAUCGCAAAGAGGUCGUACCAUCCAAGAGUCAUCGAUCAUUAUACCAACCCCAGAAACAUCGGAUCGUUGGACAAAAAGCUGUCGAACGUGGGAACCGGGCUUGUGGGGGCUCCAGCGUGCGGUGAUGUCAUGAAACUGCAGAUUCAGGUCAACGACGACACGGGUGUGAUUGAAAACGUCAAAUUCAAGACUUUCGGUUGCGGGUCGGCCAUCGCUUCCAGCUCGUACAUGACAGAGCUGGUGCGUGGUAAGACCCUGGACGUGGCUUCGCAGAUCAAAAACACAGAAAUCGCCAAAGAGCUCAGUCUCCCCCCAGUGAAGCUGCAUUGCAGUAUGUUGGCUGAGGACGCCAUCAAAGCGGCCAUCAAGGACUACAGAUCCAAGAGAAAGACAACCGUUCUUAAAUAA
Molecule: messenger RNA, 486 nt
Organism: Lachancea sp. 'fantastica'
Lineage: Eukaryota; Fungi; Ascomycota; Saccharomycetes; Saccharomycetales; Saccharomycetaceae
Source: the annotation of a GenBank genome assembly